This is a messenger RNA of Gadus morhua (Atlantic cod), 2849 nucleotides long. RefSeq names its product c-src tyrosine kinase-like (gene cskl). Gene Ontology annotation, biological process: protein phosphorylation. The transcript is spliced from 13 exons. Gene Ontology annotation, molecular function: protein binding; protein tyrosine kinase activity; ATP binding. The record is from RefSeq and is a predicted model, not a curated record. Lineage: Eukaryota; Metazoa; Chordata; Actinopteri; Gadiformes; Gadidae. The coding region runs from base 262 to 1614 and encodes 450 amino acids.
GAGACCAUUUCCUCUUCCAGGCCUUCAGAGAGAUCGCCGAGCAGAGAGUCCACGGAGCGUUUCGUUACAGCCCUGUCCCGGACUGGCUCAUUUCCCCGAGACCCGAACCCGGACGCCCCGCAGACCGAGGAGUCGUCCUCAUGGGAGCGCAUCCCUGAUCUGCAGCAACAUCUGGUCCAACCCCAAAGUGGUCUCGUUUACGCUCCCAUGGUACCUGCUGACCAGUGAGCCCGAGUGUGGACGCCCCCCCCACCCUGCGUCAUGUCUGGGGUCCAGGUGCCGUGGUCCACUGGCACAGAGUGUGUAGCUAAGUACAACUUCCAGGCCACCAACGAACAGGACCUCCCCUUCGCCAAGGGAGACGUGCUGACCAUCAUCGGAGUCACCAGGGAUCCGAACUGGUACCGAGCGAGGAACACGGGGGCCAGAGAGGGCACCAUCCCGGCCAACUAUGUCCAGAAGAGAGAAGGCGUGAAGUCAGGAGGAAAGCUCAGCCUCAUGCCGUGGUUCCAUGGUAAAAUCACGAGGGAGCAGGCUGAGCGGCUCUUGUACCCCCCGGAGACGGGCCUGUUCCUGGUGAGGGAGAGCACCAACUACCCGGGCGACUACACCCUCUGCGUCAGCUGCGACAGCAAGGUGGAGCACUACCGCAUCAUCUACCACAAGGGCAAGCUCAGCAUCGACGAGGAGGAGUUCUUUGGCAACCUCAUGCAGCUCGUGGAGCACUACACCAAAGACGCAGACGGCUUGUGUACCAAGCUGAUCAAGCCCAAGCUGAUGGAGGGAACGGUGGCGGCGCAGGACGAGUUCUCCAGGAGCGGCUGGUCUCUAAACAGGAAAGAGCUGAAACUCAUCCAGACCAUCGGCAAAGGAGAGUUCGGAGACGUCAUGGUUGGAGACUACAGGGGGACCAAGGUGGCGGUGAAGUGCAUCAAGAACGACGCCACGGCGCAGGCCUUCAUCGCUGAGGCCUCCGUCAUGACACAGCUGAGGCACAACAACCUGGUGCAGUUGCUCGGGGUGAUAGUGGAGGAGCGGGGCAGUCUCUACAUCGUCACGGAGUACAUGGCCAAGGGCAGUCUAGUGGACUACUUGCGGUCCAGAGGACGGACCGUCCUGGACGGGGACUGCCUUCUCAAGUUCUCCCUUGACGUGUGUGAGGCCAUGGAGUACCUUGAGGCCAACAACUUCGUCCACCGGGACCUGGCGGCGCGCAACGUGCUGGUGUCAGACGAGCACAUCGCCAAGGUCAGCGACUUCGGUCUGACCAAGGAGGCGUCGUCCACGCAGGACACGGCAAAGCUGCCCGUCAAGUGGACCUCCCCCGAGGCCCUCCGAGAGAAGCGCUUCUCCACCAAGUCGGACGUCUGGAGUUAUGGGAUCUUGCUGUGGGAGAUCUAUUCCUUUGGGCGCGUGCCUUAUCCCAGAAUUCCGCUGAAGGACGUGGUGCCCCGGGUGGAGAAGGGCUAUAAGAUGGACGCCCCUGAGGGCUGCUCGCCGGUGGUGUACGACCUGAUGAAGCAGUGCUGGACCCUGGACGCGGCCGUGCGGCCCAGCUUCCACAUGCUGGGGGAGAAGCUCAAGCACAUCCGGGCCAAGGAGCUGUACCUGUGAUGAGGAGGAGGAGGUGGAGGAGGAGCAGGAGGUGGAGGAGACCGGACGUAGCCCGGCACAGCACUACCUGUAACCACGCUGUUGCCCCGUGGGGACUGACUCCCUCCCCCCUCUCUCUCCCGGCAAACCCCUGCCUGUUAGCCGUCCCCCCUCUGCUUCCAUUAGCAAGGAAGAGACUGUUUUUCCUGUCGGUGUCGUAUAGCUUCAGCCAGGAGGGUGCCCCAAGCUCGGAGAGGGGGUCACCGUGCUCUCCUCCUCUCCCUCCCUCUCUCUCUCUCUCUCUCUCUCUCUCUCUCUCUCUCUCUCUCUCUCUCUGUCCCGCCCUCUCUCUCUAUGUCCCUCUCUUUCUGCAUCACUCUUCUUCACUCACUCCAGGUUGAUCUUCUUUUUGGAUCAAGGUGUUUUUUUAAGUUGUGCUGCGCUCCUCCCUCCUCUUGUGGACACGGCGUUGAUGAUGAAGAUGAGGAGGAGGAGGAGGAGGAGGGGAGGCUGGCCUUUUCUUCCUCCACCACAUGACCGGGGCCCCUAGCUCUGCCUCCAUCUCCCCCACAGCCCCACGUGCCAAGACAUGCCGCUGCAUGCUUACAAUGACCCCUACUACAGCCCCCCCCAUGCAGUCCCUCAGUCCAGACACCAUCAACACCCCCUGCGUUGUGUGUGUGUGUGUGUGUGUGUGUGUGUGUGUGUGUGUGUGUGUGUGUGUGUGUGUGUGUGUGUGUGUGUGUGUGUGUCCAGGUGUGUUUGUGCGUCCAGGUGUGUUUGUGCGUCCAGGUGUGUGUGUAUGUGCGUCCAGGUGUGUGUCCAGGUGGGGGCCUUCUCGCUGAGCCAAAGUGCCUCCAGUCCAGAGCAUCAGACUUCCCCCGCUCGCCCAUCAGACGAUUCGCUCGUUCCUUUUUUUAAGUUCAUUAUUUUUUAUGGAUCUUUUUUCAUUGUUUUGUUGUUCUUCUGUUGUGUCACGGCUGAUCAGGGACGUUUAUCGAUGAGCUCCCCCCACCCUCCCCCUCUCUAUCCCCUGCUCCUCCCCCGUUAAAGAGAGCAUCCACAGGGAGACGGGGGAGAGAUGGGGGAGGCGUCCCGCCGGCCGUCAUGUUGGAUCCCUGGGGGUGAGGGACGGGGGGGGAAAUACUGUUCACUAAUGCGGUCGAGUCGUUAAAUGUGGGCUUUUUAUAUUAACAUAUAUUUAAAGGAUUAAAAAAAAAAAACUACUCAAAGUGAACAAGGAUAAGAAAAAAAAC